CCCAAGAGAAUCUCCAUCCAUAUCUCAACUCGGUUUUCAAGUUUAACAGCAGAUCUGAAAUGGCUUCUUCUUCUUCUUCAGUCGUGGAAUUGCUCCCUAAAGGUUACGGCUAUGUGGUUCUGGUUGCUGUCCUGUACAGCUUCCUGAAUUUCUUCAUGGCCGCCAAAGUGGGGUUGGCAAGGAAGAAGUACAAGGUGUUCUACCCAACCAUGUAUGCAUCCGAGUCCGACAACAAAGACGCCAACGUGUUCAACUGUGUUCAGAGAGGUCACCAGAACUCUCUUGAAAUGCUGCCUCUGUUCUUUGUCUUCCUCAUUUUGGGUGGUCUCAGGCAUCCUUGCAUCUCUGCCUCCCUCGGUUUGCUCUACACCGUCUCCCGCUUCUUCUACUUCCAAGGCUACUCCACCGGCGACCCACAAAAGCGUCUCUCUAUUGGGAAGUACGCGUUCUUGGCUUUGAUGGGGCUUAUAGGGUGCACAAUAUCGUUCGGGGUCACUCUUCUUCUCCAAGGAUAACUACUCAAACCAACACGAGGGCUCAGGGCUUUUGCCUGUGCCGGCUAUCUCGUAUGCUGAUACUGUUUUCGGUGUUACAGUUAAUAAGGAGAUAAGAUAGUGUUUAUUUUAUAGGCUUUCAUGUCUGCAAGUUCGAUUUAUCACUUAUCAGUUACUGUAUGUGAAUUAUGUUUACUAAUAGCAAUGAAACUACUUCUGCUGCUUUGCUC
Messenger RNA from Argentina anserina (silverweed cinquefoil), 724 nucleotides. RefSeq lists its product as uncharacterized. Lineage: Eukaryota; Viridiplantae; Streptophyta; Magnoliopsida; Rosales; Rosaceae. The record is from RefSeq and is a predicted model, not a curated record. The coding region runs from base 60 to 515 and encodes 151 amino acids. The transcript is spliced from 2 exons. Gene Ontology annotation, cellular component: endoplasmic reticulum; membrane; nuclear envelope. Gene Ontology annotation, molecular function: glutathione transferase activity; glutathione peroxidase activity.